UUUAAAAAAUGGGUCGCGAAUUACAAUGACAACACGACUCUCUCCCCCACCCUCUCUAAUUUCCUGUGAAGUCUGAAGAACGGCGGGCACGGAGCAAUGGGAAUCCCAUUGGAAGUGAGGGACGUAUGGGUGAAUAAAAGAAACGGAUUCAUGAUUGCUUCUCCUGUUGAAGAGCAGAAGAUCUUGAACGCCAGAAAUUGCACAAAUGAAGGUGUUCGUGCCGGAUUCAGGGCAGCUUCUAUUGCAUGUGUUGCCAGUGCUGUGCCUACGUUGGUUGCUGUUCGCGUGAUUCCUUGGGCAAAGAGAAACCUCAAUUAUACUGCUCAGGCACUCAUUAUAUCUGCCGCAUCAAUUGCUGCAUACUUCAUCACUGCUGAUAAAACGAUUUUGGAGUGUGCAAGAAGAAAUUCCCGGCUUGAAGACGCCUUGAGACACCAGAGAUGAUGCUGUGCAGUUUGAAGUUAUGGUGUAUGUCCAUAACCAGUUAACCUAAUGUUCCAUAUUGCACGUCGUGCUGCAGCUUGCUGAGCGUGACGGUUAAUAGUUACUACAUUUCAGUAGCUGUUCAUGACUCCCUAUCUGAGUUCUAUAUGGGAUUACCCUGUCAAUUUAAUCUUGCAUUACAAGAGUUGUAAAAUCGGACCGAGAUUGCCAUUUUGCUGUGUACUUUUUUAGUCAACUAGCUUUUUGGAAUCAAAAUAAUGGGUAAGAAGACAUGGCCCAUUGUUAAAUAUAACUGAAUGCUGAAUGUGUAUCCCUGAUUUGUUCCUUCUAGAGUUCAAAUGGGAGUUAUUGGGUGUACUUUUAGCAACAGAAUUCCUGUUAUAUCUUGAAUUAAAUUUACAAAAUUUGUAAGAUUCUUGAAUUUUGAAUAA
Messenger RNA from Juglans microcarpa x Juglans regia, 875 nucleotides. RefSeq names its product early nodulin-93-like. Lineage: Eukaryota; Viridiplantae; Streptophyta; Magnoliopsida; Fagales; Juglandaceae. The transcript has 5 exons. Bases 97 to 444 code for a protein of 115 amino acids. The record is from RefSeq and is a predicted model, not a curated record.